AUGGGACAAUUAGAGAGUGUAUAUAUUGAGGGUAUUGAUGAUAUUGAUAAUGACAGUAUUUUACAUGGAGACUUGACAGUUGAGCGUGUGGCGAAGAUAAUAAAAAAUGGAGAAGUGAAAAACAUCGUUGUGAUGUCUGGUGCUGGUAUUUCUGUUUCUGCAGGGAUUCCGGACUUUCGAUCUCCAGGAACGGGACUGUAUUAUAAUUUAGAGAAAUAUAAACUGCCAACUCCAGAAUCAAUGUUUGAUAUUGAUUUCUUCCGGGAACAUCCGGAAUGUUUCUAUUCUUUUGUGAUGGACCUUUUUCCAGAACAAUACUUACCUACCUAUACACACUACUUCAUAAAACUACUAAACAAGAAGGGAAUUCUGCUAAGGAAUUAUACUCAAAACAUUGAUGGUCUUGAAAGGCAAGCCGAGAUUCCCGAGAGUCGUUUGGUCGAAUCGCACGGCACGAUGGCUACAUGCUCUUGUAUUGAGUGUAAAAAGCCGCAAAAGACUGAGUGGUUCAAAAAGCAGAUCCUUUCAAAUACAACUCCCCGCUGUAAGUGUGGCGGCCUCGUAAAGCCCGAUAUCGUCUUUUUUAACGAGCCGCUUCCCCAAAAAUUCAACUGGAUGUCGACCGCAGACAUGGUAACCUGCGAUUUGCUGAUCGUGAUCGGCACUUCUCUUACCGUCCAGCCCUUUGCAGGUCUGGUUCACAAGGUGAAAGAGAACGUGCCUCGAAUGCUCAUCAACCGCGAGCCGGUCGGUCCGUUCCGGUUCUAUCAGAUGGACUGCUGCUUUCGCGAUGUGGUGUAUCUGGGGGACUGUGAUGAAGGAGUGAAGAAGCUGUGCGAUCUGAUCGGGUGGAGGAGUGAGCUGGAGGAGUUGUACUCGAAGGGACGGCAGAAGUUGAUGGGGCAGCAGAGCAAGUUCUUGAAAUUGAAGAUGGAGAGAAGGAAUCAAAGCGGGGAGGUGGCCAAGGAAGAGGGGUAG
Blastocystis hominis is the source of this 978-nucleotide messenger RNA. RefSeq lists its product as hypothetical. Lineage: Eukaryota; Bigyra; Opalinata; Blastocystidae. Gene Ontology annotation, molecular function: histone deacetylase activity, NAD-dependent; NAD+ binding. The record is from RefSeq and is a predicted model, not a curated record. The transcript has 4 exons. The coding region runs from base 1 to 978 and encodes 325 amino acids.